AUGGCAGACCAGCUCAACAUGAACGGAUUGUCUCUCAAGGACUCGCAGCACGCUCCGCAGCAGAAUGGCUUCGGUGAGCGCUCUGCUUACAUCCCACCACACAUGAGGGGAGCACCUCGCGCCGGCGGUCCUGCUGGCCCACCCCCAGGCGGCUUUGAAGAUGGCCCCGGCGGACCUCCAGCCGCUCAAGGCAUGAACGGCAGCGCUUGGGCGCCUCAAGGCAACGGCUACCCUACCGGCCCACCACGCGGCAACAACUGGAACGCUGGUGCCCAGACCUUCACUCCCCGCACAGGCCAAGCCAACAACUGGGACAACUCGCCUCAGAUGCCUCGUGGCUUCGACCGCAACGCAUACGGCGGCUCCGGUGGUGGCUCCGGCGGCCGCCAGGGCACAGGCGCAGGAGAUGGGCAGUGGAGAGAUGGCAAGCACAUCCCGGGUCCCUCGAACCCUCGCGUCGAGCGUGAGCUGUUCGGUGACCCCAACGAUCCCUCGAAGCAGGCCAGCGGUAUCAACUUCGAGAAGUACGACGACAUCCCUGUUGAGGCUUCCGGUCAAGGCGUGCCAGAGCCAGUGACGACCUUCACAAACCCACCUCUCGAUGACCACCUCAUCAGCAACAUCGAGAUGGCUGGCUACAAGGUCCCGACACCUGUGCAGAAGUACUCUAUCCCGAUUGUCAUGUCUGGCCGUGAUCUCAUGGCUUGUGCUCAGACAGGUUCAGGCAAGACUGGUGGAUUCCUUUUCCCAAUCCUGUCCCAGGCUUAUCAGCACGGCCCGGCCAAUGCAGCCCCUCAACAAGGUGGCUUCUCUCGUCAGCGCAAGGCGUACCCAACGUCACUCAUCCUCGCCCCGACGCGUGAGUUGGUCUCUCAGAUCCACGACGAGGCUCGCAAGUUUGCCUAUCGCUCGUGGGUGAAGCCUUGCGUGGUCUACGGUGGCGCCGAUAUCGGCUCGCAGCUUCGCCAGAUUGAGCGCGGCUGUGAUUUGCUCGUUGCUACCCCUGGUCGUCUUGUGGAUCUGAUCGAGAGAGGCAGGAUCUCGCUUGCUAACAUCAAGUACCUCAUUCUCGAUGAGGCCGACCGCAUGCUUGACAUGGGUUUCGAGCCUCAAAUUCGCCGGAUCGUGGAAGGUGAGGACAUGCCGCGCACGGAUAACCGCCAAACGCUCAUGUUUUCUGCCACUUUCCCACGCGACAUUCAGAUGCUCGCUCGCGACUUCCUUCGAGAGUAUAUCUUCCUCUCGGUUGGACGUGUCGGUUCGACCUCUGAGAACAUCACCCAGAAGAUCGAGUACGUCGAGGACGCCGACAAGCGUAGCGUGCUUCUAGAUAUCCUGCACACCCACGGUGCUGGGUUGACCCUGAUCUUCGUCGAGACUAAGCGCAUGGCCGACACGCUCUCUGACUUCCUCAUCAACCAAGGCUUCCCUGCCACUUCUAUUCACGGCGACCGCACCCAGCGUGAGCGUGAGCGUGCUCUCGACAUGUUCAGGAACGGACGCUGCCCUAUUCUGGUUGCUACAGCCGUUGCCGCUCGUGGUCUCGACAUCCCCAACGUCAAGCACGUUGUCAACUACGAUCUGCCCACCGACAUCGACGACUAUGUCCAUCGUAUCGGUCGUACUGGUCGUGCCGGCAACACCGGUAUCUCGACUGCCUUCUUCAACCGUGGCAACCGUGGCGUCGUGCGUGACCUUCUCGAUCUGCUCAAGGAGGCCAAUCAGGAAGUCCCAAGCUUCCUCGAGACCAUCGCGCGCGAGAGCUCAGGCUUUGGUGGUGGUGGAAGCAGCCGAGGCGGUCGUUCUGGUGGUCGCGGCCGUGGUUCUGCCGCCAUGAAGGAUGUGCGCUCCUUCGGCGGUGGUCAGCGUCCAGCCUAUGCCGGCAGCAUGGGUAUGGGUGGUGGUGGAUACGGUGGCGGCAUGGGAGGCGGUUACGGCGGCCAACAAGGCGGCGGCGGCGGCGGCUACGGCAUGGGUGGUGGUGGAAUGGGUGGCGGCAGCUACGGCAACCCCAGCGGCCCUGGCGCCAACAGCUGGUGGUAG
This is a messenger RNA of Recurvomyces mirabilis, 2043 nucleotides long. It is a transcript of the gene DED1, whose product is annotated as DEAD-box ATP-dependent RNA helicase. Gene Ontology annotation, molecular function: RNA binding; RNA helicase activity; ATP binding. The coding region runs from base 1 to 2043 and encodes 680 amino acids. The record is from RefSeq and is a predicted model, not a curated record. NCBI's taxonomy places the organism in Eukaryota, Fungi, Ascomycota, Dothideomycetes, Mycosphaerellales, Teratosphaeriaceae. The transcript has 2 exons. Gene Ontology annotation, cellular component: nucleus.